This is a messenger RNA of Capra hircus (goat), 5776 nucleotides long. It is a transcript of the gene GAB2, whose product is annotated as GRB2 associated binding protein 2. NCBI's taxonomy places the organism in Eukaryota, Metazoa, Chordata, Mammalia, Artiodactyla, Bovidae. The record is from RefSeq and is a predicted model, not a curated record. Bases 74 to 2116 code for a protein of 680 amino acids. The transcript has 10 exons.
ACCGCCGGCCGGCUGAGCCAGCGGCCCGCGCCCUCGUCCCCGACCCCGCGGCGGGCUCCGGGCGCCCGGCAGCAUGAGCGGCGGCGGCGGCGGCGACGUGGUGUGCACCGGCUGGCUGAGGAAAUCGCCCCCCGAGAAGAAGUUGAGGCGCUAUGCCUGGAAGAAACGCUGGUUUAUCCUGCGGAGCGGCCGGAUGAGUGGUGACCCCGACGUCCUGGAAUACUACAAGAAUGAUCACUCCAAGAAGCCCCUGCGCAUCAUCAACCUGAACUUCUGCGAGCAGGUGGAUGCAGGCCUGACCUUCAACAAGAAGGAGCUGCAGGACAGUUUCGUGUUCGACAUCAAGACCAGCGAGCGCACCUUCUACCUGGUGGCCGAGACGGAGGAGGACAUGAAUAAGUGGGUCCAGAGCAUCUGCCAGAUCUGCGGCUUCAACCAGGCAGAAGAGAGCACAGACUCCCUGCGGAACAUCUCCUCGGCCCCGCACGCGCCGCGCUCCUCUCCGGCGGAGCUCAGCAGCUCCAGCCAGCACCUUCUGCGAGAACGGAAAGCCUCGGCCCCGUCGCACUCCAGCCAGCCGACCCUGUUCACCUUCGAGCCUGCGCUGUCCAACCACGUGCAGCCCGCCCUGUCGGCCAGCGCGCCCCAGGAGUACCUGUACCUGCACCAGUGCAUCAGCCGGAGGGCGGAGAGCACACGGAGUGCCAGCUUCUCUCAGGGCACCAGGGCCUCGUUCCUCAUGAGGAGCGACACAGCCGUGCAGAAACUUGCCCAGGGCAACGGGCACUGUGUCAACGGGGUUGGCGGUCAAGUCCACGGCUUCUACAGCCUCCCGAAGCCAACCCGGCACAACACAGAGUUCAGAGACAGUGCCUACGACCUCCCCCGGAGCCUGGCUGCCCACGGCCACACCAAGGGCAGCCUCACCGGCUCCGAAACAGAUAACGAGGACGUGUAUACCUUCAAGACGCCCAGCAGCACCCUGUGCCGGGAGUUUGGGGACCUCCUGGUGGACAACGUGGACGUUCCGGCCACCCCGCUCUCGGCCUACCAGAUCCCUAGGACGUUCACGCUGGACAAGAACCACAACGCCAUGGCAGUGGCCACGCCUGGGGACUCGGCCAUAGCUCCCCCGCCCCGGCCCCCCAAGCCAAGUCAGGCAGACACACCUCGGUGGGGCAGCCCUCAGCAGAGACCUCCCGCCGGGGAAGGCAGCAGAUCGGUCUCUGCCGCCGCCACCAUCCCCAGGCGUAACACCCUCCCAGCCAUGGACAACAGCCGGCUUCACCGAGCUUCCUCCUGCGAGUCCUACGACUACCCGCAGCGUGGUGGAGACAGUGCCGGCCGGUCUGCCGAGUCCAUGAGCGAUGCAGUCAGCGCUUUCCUGCCAGCGAAAGCAGUCGUGGGACGAUCAGACAGCACCAAUUCCGAGGACAACUACGUGCCCAUGAACCCAGGCUCCUCCACCCUGCUGGCUUUGGAGCGAGCUGGUGAUAACUCCCAGAGUGUCUACAUCCCCAUGAGCCCGGGGCCACACCACUUUGACCCACUCGGCUACCCCUCCUCAGCCCUCUCUCUGCACCGAGGCUCCAGCAGAGGGAGUGAGAUCCAGCCACCCCCUGUCAACCGAAACCUCAAACCUGACCGGAAGGCAAAGCCAACACCACUUGACCUGAGAAACAACACCGUCAUCGACGAGCUCCCCUUCAAGUCCCCCGUCACCAGGUCUUGGUCCAGGGCCAUCCACUCCUUCAGCCCCAGCUCCGCCCAGUACUGCCGCCCCAUCUCCACACAGAGCAUCACCAGCACCGACUCUGGAGACAGUGAAGAGAACUACGUCCCUAUGCAAAACCCCGUGUCUGCAUCUCCCGUUCCCAGCGGCACCAACAGCCCAGCGCCUAAGAAGAGCACUGGCAGUGUGGAUUAUCUGGCCCUGGACUUCCAGCCGAGCUCCCCGAGCCCCCACCGCAAGCCAUCCACGUCAUCGGUCACUUCCGACGAGAAGGUGGACUACGUUCAGGUGGACAAGGAGAAGACCCAGGCCCUGCAGAACACCAUGCAGGAGUGGACAGACGUGCGGCAGUCCUCGGAGCCCUCCAAGGGCGCCAAGCUGUGACGCCCGCGCCAGGGAGGGGCCCGGAGGCCACUCUGCAGAGCCGGCCUGGCUGCUCGCCCUUCGCCUCUCCAGUGCGCCCUCCUGCCCACCUCCUCUCUCCUCUGCCACUCUGGCCUUCAAAGCACUUGGCAUCAGGGACCCUGACCCCUUCCCCCUGGGAGGCGAGGGCCUGAUCGAGGCACUUCCUCUGCCCUCUCCGGGUCCACCUUUGAUUUUUAUCAGCAAUGGCCAUCCUACCUUAGUUAGAGCUCUUGCCAAAAAGCAUCCUUAAGCGUCCGCCUGCCCUUCAGACCCGAAUAUCUACCGGACGUGUGGGGGCGGGGCCACGGCUCUGGGCGGAUUCCUCACCUCACCGUCCGGCCUCCAGCUACUGGGCUCCCCGCCUCGGUCCCAGAAGAGGCCACAUCGUCCCGCUGACCAGGCACCCAAGGAUCAGCAGGCCAGUGUGGACGCGGACCUCUUCGUCCCUGUCUUCCUUGGCAGAGGCGGGGCGAGGCCACCUAAAGGCGGAGGAGCCGCGGAGGAAGGUCAGAGGCCGUCUUGAGGGACAGAGGAGUUGGAGCCCGAGACAUGGAAGGGCAGUGGAGCCCCGCAGGGGUUUCGGGGCAGCCCCCCACUCUCAGGAGUGGGCGAUGUGGAAGGAGGGAGAGGCUGGGGACGGCCGGCCACCUAGAACACGGAGAGGGGCUCAGAGCCCAGGAGAUGGGGAGACAGACGCUGUGGGGCCGGGCCCCUGGGGCCGUGAAGCAUCAGGCCGGCUCUGCCUUCCGGGACAGACCGCCGGCGCUGCUCUGGACAAGGCUUGCACCGUGCUGGGCGACGGGGUGGGGGCGGGGGCGCCGGCAUGGCGAGGAGGGCCGGUGGAGCUGCGGGGGGGUGACGCGGGGUGCAGGGUGGGCGUGCGGGGGUGGGAGUACCGAGGGGCCACCCUGGGACAGCCUGGGCGGAGGCACCUGGGGGUGCCUGGGACUGGCAUGGAGACGGCGCAGCAAAUGAGCUUCUGUAAGACUGGGGGCGCAGCAGGGGCGGCUGAGAGUUGGGGUGGGGGCUGUGGGGGCUCUGGGAGGUCCACCCAGCGCACCUGCUGGAGAGAGAGCCCCCGGCAGUACCGCGGAGACGCAGGCUGAGCAGAGAGGGAGCAGUGACGUCGCUGUCGGGGAGCAGCUGGCCUGGUGGCAGGCGAGGGCAGCUGCCAGGACUGACGGACGGCGGGCAGAACAGAGCCCCAAGGAUGUGGCAGGGUGGCCGGUGGCUUGUGCCCUCCGACUGAGGUUUGUGCAGGGCCCAGGAAAGGUUGGGGCCUGGCCAGGUGCACAGUCAGCUCAGGUCACCCCCCAUUGCUCUGUGGAGUCCCAGGUGCCCUGUAGGGCUCAGGCCUGGCUACAGGGACAGGAGACGGCAAGGCUGGAAAGGCCCCCAGGUCGGUGUCACCCUCUGCCAGGACAGAAGGGGGGCAUCACCCCAGGCUCCUUCUCCCAAGUCUGGGGAGGGAGACUCAUGUUAUAGUUCUUGGCCAAAGGUUUUAAGAGUUUCAGAGGCAACUGGGCAGACCAGAUGUUUCAUCCUACCCUGGGGAGAACAGGCCUUCUUCCUCCAAAAGAAAUGAGUUCUGACCCUGCCUAAGGGAGGUGGCUACUGCUCACCUUUCUGCUCCUGUGAGCGUGUGUACACACACACUCACGCCCUCGGCAGCCUGAGGCCUGACUGUACUCCGUCCUGGGAGAGAUGGUCUCAACAGGUGAGAACUCCUCCUAGUACUAGUCACAUCAACUCAGUUAAGUGAUGGCAGCGGCUGCUGUGGCCAGGUCUGGACUGCACACUGAGGACACAGGAGUUAAUCAGACUGUGUGUUUGAGAAGGUCACGCUCGAUGAGAAGAAAAAGACAAGGACACGUUGGUGAUGGUCAUGAGAGACUCAAAGCUGGGGAUGUGCGGAGAAGUCAAGGCCGCUUCUCCGGGAGGCUGGUGUGUGGGCAGGAGUGGGGAGGAGUGCAGAUCAGGGAAUGUGGUUUCUAGGAAAAGCGGGUGCCUGACUUGGCCGGAGGGGAGGAAGGGUCAGAUUUUUAGAGGAAGGAGGGUGGGUCUGGGCACCAGUGGAGGAAGAUGGAGAGACUUGUGCUUUGGGAACAAGAGACCUUUGGGAGUAUGGGCCCAGGCCAGACCCUCAGCAGCAGCAAGGCCUUGGUGUUCACACAGCUGAAGUGGUGAUGGUGGCAGUGGCCUACCCUGGGCAGGGUUUGGUAGGUCACUGCCCAGCCCUGUGUCCCUUUAGGGCUCUCUGCAGACAGUCUCAUACGGCAGGGCUUUGAAUGGUACCCCCCACCCCCACCCCAGAGGCUACAGGUGGGCCCAGGUAGGGAUGCAUCAGUUCCCGGUAUCACUCCCUAUUGAUCAUCAGGUGCCCUAGUGAUGUCAGUGCUUUCCGAAUGUGCCAUAAGGAGAGUGAGACUGAUUGGAGUCCCGAGAGAUGGAGGCGUUCAAAUCUAACCUCCAGGGAGGCCUCCCUCCAGCUCUUGUUUCCUCCAACCCCCAAACCCUUAGGGUGGAAGUGGGAGCAGAGACCAGAGGAAGUACAAGAGGAGCAGAGACUGCUGAAGGCAGAGACGUGGGGCUCAAAAGCCCCAGGUACCAGGUAUCUGACAUUCCCGUCGGUGGCUCAGAGUUCGCCUCGGAGUGCGGUGGCCUGGCGCGGACGGAGACCCAAGGAAGCCCUGCAUCAGCCAGCAGAGCCCCCUCCUGCCUGGGGCUCCCAGGAGCAGCAGCUGUCCCUUCCCGGUCCAGCUCCCCCGCUCUGCGGGGUCAAAGGCAGGGAGGAGUGCCUGCAGGGAGCUGUGUCUCUUCCCUACCUCGGUGGGGUCAGCUGGGCCCUGAGGCCUCUUCUGUGGCUGCUCCCUGCUCUGUGACCUGUCUCAAGGGCCAGUUAACCCAGUGCCCUCUCUAGACCUGAUUGCAGUAACUUUUACAUUCGAAACUGUUCAACUGCAUCCCAUCCCUAGGACAGAAGCACAACGGUUCUCAGCCUGCCCCGGGGCUAAGGCCCCCAGCUGUGGCCACCCCACCCUGCCCUGCCCACGGCCUUCUAACGGAGCUCCAGAAGCUGGAAGCAGGGCGCAGGGCAGGAGGGAAGUCGGUGUGUCCUUCCUCUCUCCAUCCAUCCGUCCUUCUGCGCACAGCGAGAGUCAGAGGCUGCGCACAGGAGCGCUCAAGCUGCCGCCUUCCGAAACUCAGAGCUCUUCGGGGGGCCAGUGGGCCGCCUGCUGCGGGGCUGGCGUGUAUUUGGUGGUGUGUGUUCUUACGUGUUUGUUGGUUACACGUGUCUUGAAAUGUAGAAUCAUUUUCAUGGAAUCAUUGCUUUAUCAAGAAGAGAAAAUGGGCUAGAAGAAGCCCGCUCUUAGGUUUCUGGCCCUGUUACCAUUUAAAAUUGACAUUUAAUUUUUCAAAUUGCUGUUGGUGCCUAAUCACUUAAGUUAUUAAUUUAUUGUUUUCUUUUAAAAAAAUUGUAACAUGUAUUUAUCCUGUGAGUAGGUCUGGGGUGGGAUGGGAAUGCGUUCACAGGCGUCCUGUUUUUGCGGUCGGGACACAUGGUACAGGCCUGGAGCUUACAGGGCCCUUGUUACUGGAGUGGCGGAGCUAGAUGACAAUAAAGUCCGUGAGAAGCAA